AUUCAUAGCCACGCUCCCAACUAGCAGAGGUAUUGGACUUCCAUGACCUCAAGCGGUUCAUCAUUCGAUCAAUGAUUUUUCCGCUUUGUCUCUCAGGCGCUUCUAGCUGCAUUUCGGCUUCUGUAACAUUCGGCCUGUCCGUGUUCGUUCAUGGUGUCGUGUUGUUCUUCCACCCCCCCCAAUUACUAUUUACGGGGUAUACCCACCAGGAUUGUGUUUGUACUUUGUAGGUAUGGAGUACGUACAGUACAAUGGCCUUGUCAACCUGGCUCGCAUCUCAACCUUCGUCGCCCUCCGACCGCGAUGAUCCGUCAUCUCGUUCCCAAUUCCGUUCCCCACGGGAACUGUAGCGCCAUAUCAGGAGUCUCAGCCUCUAUUGUGUUUUGUUGUCACCCCCAAGUCAUGGGGAGUUUCCUCUCUAUACAAAGUGGAAACAAACAGCGCCGAUCAAACCGGUUGUCAAAGCCACCAUCGACUUUCACCUCCCGUUCAGCAAGCUUCCGUUCACCCCGUCAAACUUCUAGCGCCGGUUCUCCUGUGGCACCCAAUCGUGCUCCCUGGCAAGACUCAUCGACUGUUACUUCCGUUUCUAUCGGUUCGCCUGACCUGGAAGCUAAUGACCGAAGGUCGCAGUCAAUCCCCUCGGUUUCAUUGCAGUCUGAGGCGCCAUGGACAGGUGUCAAUGGAUCUGGAAAGCGCCAGCCCUUAUCCGGAGAGCCAAAUCAUGUUCGCCUCCGCCUAGACACUUCCCACUCAGGUAUAACGGGACCUUUGUGCAGGCGAGCUUCUGUUCAGCCAUCGAGGCAGUCAGUUACCCUACACAGUGAGCCUCGAUCUCCGUCGGUUCAGCCAGGGUCGCCAAGGAGGUCCUAUUCAGUCAAUUCACCUGCACAGGAUACAAGAAGCGCCAUGCACCAAAGUAGCCUUGAAGAAGCAGCGUCUUCGAACACCCAUUUCAUGAUAGAUAGCCCGGGCUUCUCCUUGAUCCGUCGGCGCUCUUUACUUACGCGCCCUGGGAUCGCCACGAGACGAUCAGUAAGAGGUGCGGCUCGUCGAUGCCCGUCACCAAUUGGACAAGAGCUAGGGUUCCCGCUCAGCUGUACAGACGAGCCGCCUCAGCUAUUCCAGUGGCCACUAAUAGAUUGCGAGGAUACUGUGUUGCAACACACUAAUUCGCUUGCUGAGGUUCGCCCGCCAACGCCUGGUGACUUCGGGUACACCCAUUUGGGAGCCCUCAAGCUGGGGUCUUUACGGGUAGUGAACGGCUCAGCUUCCCCUUGCCCCAGCGACCGAAGUCGACUCAGGCCAAACAGUCCGACUCAGGACGCCAGUGCCAUACAUACAACAGAGCUACGUUGGAGCAGAGAUCAUUUGACUCAAGAUGAUCCAUCUGUGAUUGCUACAUCAAGUUCUCCGGACAUGGAUGACUAUCAAAUCGGACCUGAAGAAAUUCGGGGCCCUGUGGCCGUCCCAGUCUCCGAGUACAUCGGAGCCGAUGGCCCCAACGGGGUAUCAGCGAAUAACAGGAAUGUGGCGAGUUUCCUUAUGAAUAAGCCGUCUACGUCUAUCGUACAGAUCCCAUCAUCUCCCGACAUUAUAAGAUACGAAGAUUUACCGACAAGUCCAUUCUCUUUUGAGAAAUCGCCGGUUAUCGCAACAUCCAAUGGAUUCUAUGCUAAGGAAGUGGAAGACGAAGCUAUAUAUGUAUCUGAUGAGGAAACCCCCAUAGACUUCAUGAGGGAGACUUGUCAAGAAGUUCCCCACCCGAGAAGGGUUUCGCAUUCGCACAGAAAAGUAGAUAGCGGGUACAGCUCCGCUGCAUCAGUUCGCUCUCUACAAGACAAUCGCACUAGGGCUUCUCUUGAUUCUCAAGAAUUAACGCAACGGCCUUCAGGAUAUCGCAGGUUUACACUCGGAGGCGCUGAGUUGUGCAAUGUAGAAACUCACUCGGGGCUGAGCCAGCAGCUUCCUAUCUACCGCCACCUAAGUCUUCAAAGACCUAGAAUGAGCCCUAUAGGGGUCUCCCAUGGUUGGUCAACAAACAUGGCAACAAUGUGCCAUGAGACACCACAGAUAUCAACCAGCGGACGCCCAAGAAGCUUGUCCAUUGCUUCGCCACAACGCUCUGGUCACACGGUAUCCCUUUCUCGGUACUGCACUCAGCUACGCCACCUGGAAUCUUCCUCUAGUGGAGCCUCACUUCCUUCAAACGCAUACCAGAUACAGCCACAAUUCCAACAGCCGACGAUACCAUAUCCGACGAACAGCUCUAUGAAAGUUUCGCAACCCGUAAUGCGAGACUCAGCUAUGGCCGUGACACAGGGUUAGAGAAUUUGAACCAAAGGACAACUGACGCUAGUCGUAACAGCGACCAGUCUUACAUGUUCACCCCACGUCGGUCAAAUCCGGGGGAGUGGUAUCGUCAAGAAAACUCCGCAUGUGGCGCAUGUUAGCAAACCAGCAAAACCAACCUGAUCUGUACG
Messenger RNA from Aspergillus caelatus, 2483 nucleotides. RefSeq lists its product as uncharacterized. The coding region runs from base 151 to 2328 and encodes 725 amino acids. The record is from RefSeq and is a predicted model, not a curated record. The transcript has 3 exons. Lineage: Eukaryota; Fungi; Ascomycota; Eurotiomycetes; Eurotiales; Aspergillaceae.